Messenger RNA from Eimeria tenella, 1755 nucleotides. RefSeq lists its product as uncharacterized. Lineage: Eukaryota; Apicomplexa; Conoidasida; Eucoccidiorida; Eimeriidae. The record is from RefSeq and is a predicted model, not a curated record. Gene Ontology annotation, biological process: regulation of mRNA splicing, via spliceosome. The transcript has 5 exons. The coding region runs from base 1 to 1755 and encodes 584 amino acids. Gene Ontology annotation, molecular function: RNA binding. Gene Ontology annotation, cellular component: spliceosomal complex.
AUGGCCCGAACCCCUCAGAAGCAGCUGCGGCAGCAGCAGAAGCCGAAGCAGCAGCAGAAGCCGCAGCAGGAGCAGCAGCAGCGUAAGCCCAAGCAGCAGCAGCAGACGCAGCAGCAGACGCAGCAGCAGGAGCACCAGCAAGAGCAGCAGGAGCAGCAGGAGCAGCAGGAGCAGCAGCCAGAACAGCAACAGUCAGAACAGCAGCAGCCAGAACAGCAGCAAGAACAGCAGCAGGAGCAGCAGGAGCAGCAGGCGCAGGAACAGCAUCAGGAGCAGCCGCAACAGCCCCAGCAGGAGCAGCAACAGGAGCAGCAGCAGGCACAGCAGCAGCAGGGGGCACAGCAGCAGCAGGGGCCACAGCAGCAGCAGCAGCAGCAGCAGCAGGACUACCACUGCGCGUCUAUGAUCAGGGCUGAUGACCCUUUGAUGGGAAAAUGGAUUAAUUUAUUUGUCGCAAUUGAAAAGCACAAAGACGCAGAAGCAGAAGCAUUGCUGCAAGAACUAACUGCCUCGGGACUCAGUCCAGAAGUCUUUUUGGAGCCCUUUCCCUCCCUCGUCGCCCACGCGGCGCUGCACAGCCCUGCUGCGCUGCAGCUGCUGCUGCAGCGCUUCCACUGCGACCCCAACCUCAGGGACCCAGGCGAGGGCCACCGCUUCCAAACGCCUCUUUUUGCUGCUCGCGGUGCUGCAGUGCAGCUGCUGCUCAGCAGCGGCGCUGCUGCUGCUGCUCUCGACGAAGGCGGAGACUCUCCCCUCACCUUUGCUGUGAAGCUCCGCCGCUACGACCAGGCUGCUGAGCUGCUACAGGGCGGAGUGCCGCCUUGGGAGUGCAUGGACGCGCGGGGCCUGAGCUGCGCGCACUUGGCAGCAGCAGCAGCAGCAGAAGAAGAAGCAGAGCAGCAGCAGUUUUGGGAAGCUCUUUUGGGAAGCUGGGGACAAAGAGCAGCAGAAGCAACAAAGCUGCUGCUGCUGCAGCCCGACAGCAGCGGCCGCAGCUGCAGCCAACGCGCAGCAGCAGCAGCACGCCCCGCGCUCGCGCAGCUCAUCGAUGACUGGAUCGCCCAACAAGGCGAGGCAGAAGCGGCAGCUAAAGAACAGCAGCAAGAAGCAGCAGCAGCAAAAGACAGCAGCGCCCCCAGCGAGAAAAAAGAAGAAGCAGCAAAAGAAGAAUUUAAUAAAAGUGAAGAAGAAAAAUGCGACGGAGCAGCAGCAGCAGAGACACCCGAAGGAGGCCGAGGAGUACAUACACCUGAUCAAGGGGCCGCUGCUGCGGCGCAAAACGAAACUGCUGCUGCUGCUGCUGCUGCUGCAGAAGCAGACAGCAACCCAGAAACAGCAACCAGAGAGUCUGAAAGAGAUGAGUCGGCCGAAAGAGAUAAAAACGAAAUAGACGCAGCAGCGCAGCAAACAAGAAACCAAGAGCAGCAGCAGCUAACCCCAGUGCAGCAGCAGCGGCAGCAGCAGCAGGUGCUGUGUGAAGCCGACAAGCAGCAGCACCUGCGCACGCAGGACCUGCACGCAGCAGCAGCAGACGCAGCAGCAGAAGACGCAGCAGCAGCAGCAGCAGCACAUCAUUCCAGAAGCAGCAAAUAUGAAAUGAAAAGAAGACACACAACAACUGACGUGCCUUAUGACUCGCCGAGCAGCUCCGCAGGCUCUUCAGCUGUAUGUACACCCCGCGCUUCGAAUUCAAAACUGCCGAUCCUGGACUUGAACACAUAUACAAGUUUCAGAAAUUGUUUCUUUCGAUUCUAA